Messenger RNA from Oryza brachyantha (malo sina), 2749 nucleotides. Its product is annotated as protein PAF1 homolog. The coding region runs from base 292 to 2172 and encodes 626 amino acids. The record is from RefSeq and is a predicted model, not a curated record. Gene Ontology annotation, biological process: transcription elongation by RNA polymerase II. NCBI's taxonomy places the organism in Eukaryota, Viridiplantae, Streptophyta, Magnoliopsida, Poales, Poaceae. The transcript is spliced from 12 exons. Gene Ontology annotation, cellular component: Cdc73/Paf1 complex. Gene Ontology annotation, molecular function: chromatin binding; RNA polymerase II complex binding.
AAAGGAAAAUUUUCGAAAGCAUCGGUGGCGACCGUGGCUUGCUAGCGCGGACGCACGCGCCUCGUCGAACACCUCACCUGCGGCUGCGAGCUUCCUCUCCUCUCCUCUGCGUCGCGAUCCAAUCCACCACCCGCGCCUAGAUCUGCUGCGUCCCUGCAGAUUCCAGAAGCUUCCGAGGAGGAGGUUGUGGUGGGGGUGGGAGAGGUAGCUGCCGCCGCUGCGGCCGCGGGGUUGGUGCUGCGCUGGGGUUAGGGUUUGGGGGGGAAACCCUAGCGGAGCGGCCGCCGCGCGAUGGCGUCGUACCGGCCGUACGCGCCGCACCCGCCGCCGCCGCCGCCGCAGGGGGGGUUCCCGCCGCAGCCGCCGCCGAUGAACCCGUACGGCCCGCCGCCGCAGCAGCCGGGGUACGGUCAUAUGCCGCCGCAGGGGCCGUUCCUCGCGCCGCCGCCCCCGCCCGGCCCGCCGCCGCCGCACCAGCCGCAGUUCAACUUCGGCCCUGGGCACCCGCAGCAGCAGCCGCCCCCGCCUCCGUCGCAGAUGUACUACCAGCCGCCGCCGCCGCCGUACGGCGUGAACAGCAGCCAGCCGGUUCCCCCUCCUCCGCCCCCGCCGCCGCCGUCUCCUCCCCCUUCUGCGCCACCCCCGCCUCCGCCUCCUCCUGCGCAGCCGCCUCCUAGAGAGGCCCAUGCUCCACCGCCCCCGAGGGAGCAGCAGACCAAGCCGGGGUUGCCGAGGGUGGAGACGGAGGAGGAGCGACGUGCUCGGAAGAAGCGAGAAUACGAGAAGCAGCGCGCGGAGGACCGGAAGCAACAGCAGAUGAUGCGCCAGUCACAGGCCACGGUUCUGCAGAAGACGCAGCAAGUGCGCGCUGCCCAGCAGCCGCAGAGCCGCCACCAUCAGCAGCCAUCGGGUGCGCCACGGCCGGCGGCAACUGGGUCUCGCCCAGCCUCAGCUCCCAACGCUGAGAGAUUUGAGAAUCGCCUCAAGAAGCCGACGACCUUCCUCUGCAAACACAAGUUUAGGAAUGAGUUGCCAGAUCCAAGCUCUCAACUGAAAUGGUUGCCGCUAAACAAGGAUAAGGACCGAUACACCAAAUACAGAAUCACUUCAUUGGAGAAGAACUACAUACCCAAAAUGAUUGUUCCUGAUGAUCUUGGAAUACCUCUUGACCUACUUGAUAUGAGUGUAUAUAACCCUCCUCCUGUUCAGCCACCCAUGGCUCCAGAAGAUGAAGAGCUAUUGCGUGAUGAUGAGGUUCUUACCCCUGUUAAGAAAGAUGGUAUAAGGAAAAAGGAGAGGCCCACUGACAAGGGUGUUUCUUGGCUAGUCAAAACACAAUAUAUUUCUCCACUUAGCACCGAUGCAGCAAAAUUGUCCAUUACAGAAAAACAAGCGAAGGAAAGGCGGGAAUCAAGGGAGGGCCGCAAUACUUUCUUGGAAAAUCUUAAUGACAGAGAGAAGCAAAUUAAAGCCAUUGAAGACUCUUUCAGGGCAGCUAAAUCUCGCCCUGUUCAUCAGACUAAACGUGGGAUGGAGGCAGAAUGGGCUCUGCCUUUGCUUCCUGAUUUUGAUAGGUAUGAUGAUCAAUUUGUUAUGGUGAAUUUUGAUGGUGAUCCUACUGCUGAUUCAGAGCAGUACAACAAGCUUGAGAGAUCUGAGCGUGAUGAAUGUGAAUCUCAGGCUGUGAUGAAAAGUUUUCUUGUCAAUGGUUCGGACCCUGCAAAACAGGAGAAAUUUUUAGCAUACAUGGUUCCAUCCCCCCAUGAGCUUAGCAAGGACUUGGAUGAUGAAACUGAAGAUAUUCAGUACUCCUGGCUUAGGGAGUACCACUGGGAAGUAAGGGGGGAUGACAAAGAUGACCCCACGACAUACCUUGUCACAUUUGAUGACGAUGGUGCAAAAUAUUUGCCUCUUCCUACUAAGUUAGUAUUGCAGAAGAAGAAAGCAAAAGAGGGUAGAUCUGGGGAUGAAAUUGAACAUUUUCCAGUGCCUUCCAGGAUUACUGUGAGCAGGACAGCUCAUGGCAGUAUGAUGGAACGUGGAGAAUCUUCUAGCAUGCAUGAGAACUUGAAGCGACAAAGAUCUUCGGUUGAUGAUGAUCUUUAUGACCAUCCUAAGCAUUCUCGUGUAGAAGAUAUGGAUCAGUAUAGUGGAGAAGAAUAUUCUGACUGAUCAAUUGAUGUAGAUCGCCAUUAUCCUGCACCAACAAAUUUAAUCAGCGUAUAUGAAUCUCAAAGAUAUCAUAUUAUGUGCUGUGGUGCAUUUAUAAGUGGUUCUAGGGUGCAGGGUGGGCGAGAAAUCAUGCCUUAGGGCAUCUGGGCAAGAGCUAAAUUUUGAAGUGCAGAGUACGAACACAAGGUUGAGUGUAACUGGGCCUAAAGACUGUCUCGGUAGUGACGGUGGAAGGUUUCACCAUCAUUGUAAAAAAGUCUUGGGGUCACUCUCAACUAUUUAUUUUGAUGAUAUAGACCACCAUUUUGCAUGUGUUUUUCAUUUCUCUCAAUUUGAUUGUGUAAGUACAACAAUUUAUUAAAGUUAGGACACUGGGCAGGUUGUUUUUGCUAGAUGUUUCUUCUCCAGUCGACAGGAUAAUCCUCGUUGGAGGGCCAUGUAUUUAUGUACUAGGAGUGCUAACGAGCUUCAAUUGAAGAUCAAGAGCUGUGUUAGAGGCAGAGUAAAUUGUGGUUUUGCAAAUGGAAAUUGUGGUGUCACUGAGUCAGUUGUCAAAUUUAUUUUGGUGUAUCUUUUU